Messenger RNA from Lytechinus pictus (painted urchin), 1423 nucleotides. RefSeq lists its product as uncharacterized. The transcript is spliced from 4 exons. The record is from RefSeq and is a predicted model, not a curated record. Bases 192 to 764 code for a protein of 190 amino acids. Lineage: Eukaryota; Metazoa; Echinodermata; Echinoidea; Temnopleuroida; Toxopneustidae.
AAUAUUAAUUAGGGGGAGGGAUGAGUUGGUUGAUACUGAUCCAGCUCUUAUCACAUUGUUACUCUCUGUUGCGAUUGUGAUUAUCAGCCUUUACCAAUUUCGAUACUCAUACUCGCAAAGCACCCUGCUUCUAAGCUUCUCGAUUUGACUCGGAUUUUUCUUGUAUUCUUAACAAAAAAACGGGCUACAAAAUGGCGGAAAGCGAAAUUGCUGCUGAAACAGAUCCUGCACUGAAAGGAAAAACAGAAGUUGCCAAAACGCCUAAACAGCCCCAAGCUAAAGACAGAGCUACAAGCGUGAUGUACACGACUAUGGGACUCAGUAUGAUUAUUGAAUCUGCCCUGUUUCAGCGCAUGAUGAUCAUGACUGAGAUUAUUGCUGUGGAAGUAGCAGCCUACUUUUUUUUCGUUUUGAUAUGCAUCUCUGCCUUCUUGUUACUGCUAAUCAUUAUACUCAAGGCGUACCUUCGUUGUAUUGGAUGUUAUCAGUGGUGUUGUCGCCAGUUUCGUCGUAUACCAGACGAUGCACAGGCGGGUGAGAUCGCGGAAACACCUUGUUGCAAAAAUUGGUGGGAGAGGGAAUUCUGUAGGGGAUUUUUCACGGUUGAGACCUUUUUUGGUUUCUGUCUUAUCAUCUCUCACUUUAUAUUCAUGGUCCUUGCAUCCGUGGUAGUGUUCCCUCACGAAUUGGACCAGAAUAAUGGUACAGUAACCAUGGCAACAAGCACCAUCGGGGAUUAUCUUGUAAAUAAAAUUUCGGGAUAAAAGCCAAGUUCGAGUUCUGGUGUAGAAAUCUAAUUUCGACAGGAAAUGGUUGGUAGUAUAGGCCUUAACAUUAAAGGGAAACCCCACACUCACUCAUUUCAGCAGAUUUGUAGUAAUUAACUUAUAUUGGAUGAGCCUGCGUCUAUGAAUGUUUUUAAUAGAGAUAUGGCGCAAUGUAACUGCUGUGGAUCAUCAUCAUCAUCACUCUGCCAAAAAUUUUAUCGUAAAAAAAAGCGUCAUAAAUAAAAAACGUGACAUUCUAAUUACUUUCUUAAUGUUUAAUCGAUUUCCUCAAACAUUCACUAUUUUUUCCUGUUAUUAUUACUAGAAACAUUUCGUCAGGGUGAAUUUCCCCAUUAAGUGUUUAUUAUACGCCAGGAUGCUUAUUUAUAACAACAAAGUGGCAUGUUUGAAAUUAUUUUCAUUACCACGUGCUUUUCUUGGUGUAGCUAUAACGCAGGAAACAACAUGGAAGAAAACUAUAAACGGACAGACAUUUUUCAGUAGUUUUUCUGAUCUUCAUUUGCUCAUAUUAGCCAUUAAUUACUCUGUAAUUAUAAAUUUUCCUGAAAAAUCGCUCGAGUUAUAAUUUAUAAAUAGUGUUUGUCUCAUAGCAGAGCGAGACUAUAACAAGCGCCAUUUUUCUAACGGUGGCGGCG